CCAAACGCGGUGCGGUGCGCGCGUGUGUGUGCCAUGGCAGAGCUGAAGUACGUUCAGUAUCUGUUGGAGGAAGAGAAAGUUAUCUUGCAAGCGAUCGAAGUUUUUCAGAAACAAGUAAACAAGCUCAAGGUCGAGGAGAUGAAUAUAUUGAGCGCACUACGCGAUCAGCAGAUCGAGAAGACUGAUGGACCCACGCAAGAUGAAGAGGUGGUGGCGGUCGAUUUGAAGAAUCCCGACACGUACGUUGAUGAAAACUACGAGGAGCCCACAAAUUCCGAGGUCAUCGAUCUGCGAGUAGACAACAUCCUAGACCCACGCUCGACCGCAGCUGCGAUGUGUUUUGCAAGUCAACAACAAAACGUCAGCGAAGAGGAAGAGGAAGAUGAGCCGGAGAGCUGAGGUGGCUUCAUGCAGGAUAUGUAUUAUUUAUUAAAAUAAACUUGACGCACACAGCGUUAGCACUGUUGUUC
This is a messenger RNA of Rhipicephalus sanguineus (brown dog tick), 470 nucleotides long. RefSeq lists its product as uncharacterized. The record is from RefSeq and is a predicted model, not a curated record. Gene Ontology annotation, cellular component: nucleus. Bases 34 to 399 code for a protein of 121 amino acids. Gene Ontology annotation, biological process: transcription by RNA polymerase II; transcription initiation at RNA polymerase III promoter. The transcript is spliced from 3 exons. Lineage: Eukaryota; Metazoa; Arthropoda; Arachnida; Ixodida; Ixodidae.